Molecule: messenger RNA, 2435 nt
Organism: Salmo salar (Atlantic salmon)
Lineage: Eukaryota; Metazoa; Chordata; Actinopteri; Salmoniformes; Salmonidae
Source: RefSeq, a predicted model, not a curated record
ACAAAGAGAAGCUGUUUUUAUGAAACCCCCCUUCAUUCUCCUGGAGAUGUUGAGAAGAAGAGCAGCACGGUCAUCUGGACCAGAGCCUGAAUCUCUUGACUGCCCCCCUGAUACUCCUGACAACAGAGAGAUGAGAGACUCCCCCACAGCCCCACUGACUGACAGAACAGACCAGGAGGUGGAGGAUCACACAGCCAACAUGUAACUAUGGAGAUAUCAGGAUAUAUGUUUGGGGUGGACCAGAUGGAUUAAGCUGAUUGAAAGCCAGUUUGCCUUGAUUUUCCCUGUCUGAUUGUUCAGUGCAUCACUGUUAAUAUCCCUGUCAAUGUUUUGAUUAUGACAGGGAUAGUGAGGAUGUUGUGAUGAUGAUGAUAAUGUUGUUGUUGUUAUCAUCGUUGAUUGUUGAUUGUGACAUGAUCCUCCUAUAGGUCUCCAACAGAUCAAAUGGCUGACGUGCACCAAUCCAGGAGUCAGAAAUGGAAAGUGGUUUUGAUCAUCCUGUGUCUGUCUGUCACAGUAUCUGUCACACUGUCUUCCCCAUUGGUGACUUUCAGGACCAACUCUACUCAAGCUCACUCCCUUCCUCCACCUGUUCUCUCUACCUGCCCUCUUCACACAGCCAAUGAGACUAUAACACCAGUUAAGGGUUCAACUCAUCUAAUGGUGUCUGCAUACCAGGACCACAGGGAAGGGGGAGCCACGCGCAUCAUUGCCAUGGUCAACAGAGACCGACCCAUGUCUCUGUACUGUGUGUUGUGCUGCUCAGGACACGCCCCCCAGGUCGCUCCAGCUGCUGUCGUAACGCACAGCGUCCACUAUGGUUACCCGUAUGUGGCCGCAGACAUGCUUUGCCUCGAAGAACCAGGAUGCCACGCCACGCACGUCACUCUCGGCACAUCCCUCGACAUCCAGGACACCCUCAACCGGACAUUUCUGAGCAUCCAGAACCGGGAGAGACGGGAGGAGGACUUCCCCUUUUACCUCACCGUGUGCAUGUCCAACAGUUUGUCCAGACCAUGGAGUUUUACAAGCUCCUGGGGGUGCGGAGGGUUGUCCUCUACCUCACCAGCUGUGGACCUGAUCUGGAAAAGGUCCUCCAGUACUACGCAGAGGAGGGCACUCUGGAGGUGAUUGGCUGGCCCAUCAACCACUUCCUCAAGCCCUCUACUGGGUGGGAGCUGGAAGGGGAUAUCCCCCUCAACAGCCAGCUGACCAUCAUGAACGAGUGCAUCUACAUGAACAUGUACAGGUCACGGUACGUCCUCCUGGCUGACGUUGAUCAGCUCCUGGUCCCGGCCUCACACAGCUCUCUUCUGCCCCUCAUGGAGGACCUGCAGGGGCAGCACCCCGACACAGCCGUGUUUCUGAUGGAGACGCACAGCCGGUACUGCAACGCAAGACCAUUCCGCACGGAGGAGGAGCUUGUUCUUGAAGAGGACUUCCGCUCCUACAAGAUGGGGUUCAACCCCCGUCUGGUGCUGCAGACGGCCAUGUUUGAGGUGACACAGAGCUAUGGGUACUCUGUCAGGGUUCCGUCCGACGUGUAAGAUAAUGCAGGUGAAAGAGGCUCAGAGCGAAAGCUGGACCAAUGAAUUUGGAGAUUAUCUUGUGCCCUCUGUCGAUGAAGUUUUACAGAAAUUAGGAAUUCAGACAUCUCCUUGGGAGCGUGUAGUACUGUAGUUGGUUAAAACUUUUCCAACGUUUUGCAUUUGAUAGAGAUGAGAGAAACAGUGAACUGUUACUUGCCUCUGAUCUUCAGUCUAUGUUGUUCCACUCAACCCUGAACUUUUCUUAUUGUUUGGAUGUGUGGUCAUUUUUCCUGGGGGAAUUGGACUUAAUGAAUUAUGCCUAUAAUUGUUACUGCUUGUUCUAAACUUUCUUACAGUUUUUAAUGCUGACUUUAAUGUAAAAGCUCUUGUAAGAUUUAUUAGCAUGACAAAUAAACACAACUUUUUUUAAAAUCAAGAUGCCAUGUUCAUCUACCGUUGUGCUCUAACACAUCGGCACCCUUCCACUUUACAAUGGAGUACAAUAGAGCAGAAUUUUGUGGUUUCUAUUUUCAAAACUGGUUGAAUGUCUAUUUUGACCCUGUAGGCACCUGCAACUUAUCACCUCUAGUCCAGGCCAUUUGUGUGAAAAAUCUAAAUUUCAGUUUAUAAUUAUUUUCUUGGUCCUGUGCAGUUAUAAAUCAAACAUAAACACAUGUGAACACCAAAUGUUUUUUCACUUUCAACUUAUUUUUUUGAAGAAAUAGUGAAUCUUGUAUGUGUGCCAAUAUAUUAGAGCACAACUGUAUAGAUGAUAAUCAAGGAAGAGCAUCUAUAUCCCUCUAAACAAUAUUGGCUGUGUGAAAGUUGACCGACUAGGAUUUCUAUGUAAACUGUCAUUAUAUCCUUCUUUAAUUACACAUUAGACAGUAUUUUAAUAAAGAAAUC